Molecule: messenger RNA, 3196 nt
Organism: Pistacia vera
Lineage: Eukaryota; Viridiplantae; Streptophyta; Magnoliopsida; Sapindales; Anacardiaceae
Product: pentatricopeptide repeat-containing protein At5g65560-like
Exons: 1
Coding region: 1-2529 (842 amino acids)
Molecular function (GO): protein binding
Source: RefSeq, a predicted model, not a curated record
AUGCUCAUUCCUUUCAUUUCCGCUUCUCAUGUUUCUUCCCUCUAUAAAUUGAACUUGAAUCCCCAGGUUGCGCUUGACUUUUCUUUCUGGAUUUCGCGGAAGCCUGGGUUCAAACACAGCGUAGAAUCGUAUUUUUCUUUGGUAAAUUUGUUAAUUGGGAGUAAUUUUGUUGAGGCGGGUGAAAAAAUUGCUUCUUUUAUGUUUAAAUCUUGUCAUUCUGCGGAAGAUGUUGGUGUUGCGUUAGAUUUUGUAAGGAAAAUAAAUGACGGCGAUGGCGAAUCUAAGUUUAAGCUUCGUGUUAAGGGUUAUAAUACAUUGUUGAUGUUGUUGGCGAAGUUUUGUUUGGUUGAUGAAAUGAAGUGGGUUUAUUCUGUAAUGUUGAAGAACACGAUUGUUCCCGAUAUAUAUACUUUUAAUGCGAUGGUUAAUGGGUAUUGUAAGGUGGGAAAUGUUCUAGAGGCCGAGUUGUAUGUGAGUAAGAUUGUGGAGGCGGGUUUGAGACCUAAUACGUUUACUUUUUCGUCGUUGAUAUUGGGGCAUUGUAGGAAAAGGGACGUAGAUAGCGCAUAUAGGGUGUUUACGGUGAUGCCAAUAGAGGGUUGUCGAAGAGAUGAGUUUUCGUAUACAAAUCUAAUACAUGGUCUUUGUGAGGCAAAACAGGUUGACGAGGCUAUAAAGUUGUUUAAGAAAAUGAGUGAGGAUGAUUGUUGGCCUACUGUGACAACUUACACGGUGAUUAUUAGUGGGUUAUGUAAAUUAGGUAGGAAAUUGGAAGCAUUGAGAUUUUUUAAUGAGAUGUCUGAGAAAGGGUGUAAGCCUGAUGUGCAUACUCACACGGUGUUGAUUGAUUGUUUGUGUAAAGAGAAUAAGCUUGAUGAUGCAAGGAGGUUGUUGGAUGGGAUGCUGGAGAAUGGGUUGGUUCCAAGUGUGGUCUCGUAUAGUGCAAUGAUUAAUGGGUAUUGUAAGGAAGGAUUGAUGGAGGCUGCAUUCGAAAUUUUGGGCUUAAUGGAGUCAAAUAAUAUCAGUCCAAAUGCUAGGACAUACGGUGAAUUGAUUUAUGGGUUCUGUAAAAAGAAAGAUGUACACAGGGCAAUGGCUCUACUUAAUAAAUUGCUUGAGCGCAAGUUGUCGCCAAGCUUGAUUACCUAUAAUUUGUUAAUUCAUGGACAAUGUAGAGCGGGUCAUUUUGAUACUGCUUAUCGGGUGAUUGGUUUGAUGAAAGAGUGUGGUCUAGUUCCUAAUCAGUGGACUUAUAGCGUUUUCAUAGACUCUCUUUGUAAAAGAGGGAGUUUGGAAGAAGCUCAUAUAAUGUUUGAGUCUCUCAAGGAGAAAGGCAUAAAGGCAAAUGAAGUGAUAUAUACUGCUUUGAUUGACGGGUACUGUAAGGCUGGGAAAAUAGAAAAUGCGCAUUCUUUGCUUGAGAGAAUGCUUAUUGAUGACUGUUUUCCAAACUCAUACACUUUUAAUUCCUUGAUACAUGGGUUAUGCAAAGAGAAGAAGGUGAAGGAAGCAUUGUCGUUGGAAGAAAAGAUGGUGAAGAUGGGAGUGCAUCCCACGGUUCGCACUUACACAAUUCUCAUUGAAGGAUUAUUGAAGGAUGGAGACUUUGACCAUGCUCAUAGGCUUCUAGACCAAAUGGUUUCCUCUGGAUAUAAACCUGAUGUAUUCACAUAUACUGCAUUUAUUCAGGCAUAUUGCAGCACAGGGAAAUUAAACGAGGCUGAGGACUUGAUGGUCAAAAUGGAUGAAGAAGGAAUUGUGCCAGAUUCAGUGACUUAUACUUUACUGAUUCGUGCAUAUGCCAAUUUGGGACUGGUAUAUUCUGCGUUUGAUGUUCUCAAGCGCAUGUUUGAUGCUGGUUGCGAGCCUUCUCAUCAUACAUAUGCCUUUUUAAUCAGCCAUCUCUCAAAGAAAAAGUGGAUGAAGGAAAACAGUGAUGUAAUGGGGCUUUAUUUGGUUUCAAAUGUCACGUUUGUUGAAGCUGCUGAUGUGUGGAAGAUGAUGGAAUUUGACACUGCAUUGGAGCUGUUUGAGACAAUGUUCAAACAUGGAUGUGCACCUAAUGUUAACACAUUUGGAAAGCUCAUCAUAGGACUUUGCAAAGUAGAGCGCUUGGCUGUAGCCCAGAGGUUAUUUGAUUACAUGAGAGAAAGAGGAAUAUCUCCGAAUGAAGAUAUUUAUAAUUCUCUUCUCAAGUGUUGCUGUGGAUUGGGAAUGUACGAGGAAGCUGUGAGACUGGUGGAUGCUAUGAUCGAACAUGGUCACUUACCACAUCUGGAGUCCUAUAAGCUGCUUCUUUGCGGGCUAUAUGAUGAACGGAACAUAGAGAAGGCAAAAGCGGUUUUUCAUAACUUGCUUGAUUGCGGAUAUAAUAAUGAUGAAGUAGCUUGGAAAAUUUUCAUUGAAGGCUUGCUUAAGAAGGGCUUUGGUGAUGGAUGUUCAGAACUGCUAAGCAUCAUGGAAGAGAAGGGUUGUCAGGUUCAUCCUCAAACAUAUUCAAUGUUAGUUGAGGGACUUGAUGGAAUAUAAGAUGUCAAUUCGAGAUAUUGUUUCUACUUCAACUCUCAUUGUCUAUAGGAAAAGGCUUUUGCCUGUCCUUUUCUGUGGAUGGUGUGGCUAAUUGCACAUAGAAGUACACCAGAUCAUUUUGGAACACAAUCUCUAUGAGGGGGCAACUGUUCUACGUGAAUCAUGAACACUUGAAGAUAUUGAAAGCUGAUUAUAGAAGUGACACCAUGCAAAUUAUGCAAAUUGCAGCCACAUCCAGAGGCAAGUGACAGCAUCUCAAAUCUCUUUCUGCAAAACUUUAUGCCAUUUGUUUUGCUCUUUUCUCUCUAACCUUUCUGAUUGAUUUCAUUCUUCAAUAAAAUGUUGCCGAUGUAUUGACCUUGAGUUACUUGGUAAUCUCUCUGUAUCAUUAUGGUAAAGUUUGUGUACGAGGCUGAGCAAAGAUUAAUGAAAUGUUACUGAUGCAUUGACCUUGAAUCACUUUGAUAAUCUCUCUAUAUCAAAAUGUUAAGUUUUUUACAUUUGUCUUUUCCUUUCCAGUUUUGGCGGUUAACAGCUUUUGCUCUUGGUAUCUUGUUCCUGAAAAUUUUGCUGGAAGAAGUAGGGGUGUCAACCGAGCAAGCAGCUUGCAAGUCGGCUCGUUAAAUACUCAAACUCGGCUCAUUUAUAAUCAAGCCGAGCCAGCUCG